AUUAUAACUUUAGUUAAAACCAGCGGUAGUGUUGACUCGAAUUAGAUAGCCGAUUUACUAUUUUGCAAUGUAAUUGUCGUAGGUUUGUUAUAUCUCCCGGGCUUAGAUUGAAUAAUUGACGUGUCCGUACGCGCAUGCGUCUUUAUUACGACCAGAAGUGAGCUACGACUGUUCGAAGUCUGACGAAGGUGUUUCUUUGGCACUCGCCGUCGGCACUCUCUAGUGAUCAGUGUUUAGUUAAAUAGUGCACUUUAUACGAUCGUGUGCAGUCGCCGGGCAUCAUAUUUUAGUCUAGAAACUACUCAAAACAGUUUAAAAGUUCCGUUGGCAUGGAACGGGAUUGGCUGAAAGAUGGUUCUUAUACAUCCCUCGAACAGUUAUUCAAAAAUAUGACAAUAUUGAAAAAAAAGAAUGCAAAAAGAGUAAUCCGGUUCAGAGGAAAAGCUCGGAGGAGAUUAGAACCUUUUCUUAAUCAGUAUGUAAAGAACACACACAAGGCUUUUGCAGAAGAGAGGACUUUUGACGAGGCGUUUAAGCAAUUCCCAGCAAUAAUGCCUACCGUCAACUCUGAAGAAACCGCUCUGUUGAGCCUGCUGCCAAUCGACAGUAUGGAUGACAUAGAGCUGAAGAACAUCCAACUCCAGUUUCCGAGCGUACGUCGCUUCAGCGACAGCUCCUGCCAAGAGCUGCGCGUCCAUACCGACCGCGGGGACAUCAUGGUGGCCGUGCAGGGCGACCGGUCCAAGCCCGCCAUCCUCACCUACCACGACAUCGGCUUGAACUAUACGAGCUUCCAGCCGUUCUUCAACUACGUGGACAUGCGCGCCCUUCUCGAGAACUUCUGCGUGUACCACGUGAACGCUCCGGGCCAGGAAGAAGGGGCCCCGACUCUGCCCGAAGAUUACGUAUACCCCACCAUGGAGGAACUGUCGAACCAGCUCAAUUACGUGAUGGUCCACUUCGCCAUCAAAAGUUUCAUCGGCUUCGGCGUAGGCGUAGGAGCGAACAUCCUUGCAAGAUUCGCUCUCAUCAAUCCUGAGAAAGUUGACGCUCUAGCCUUGAUCAACUGCUCGUCCACCCAAGCGGGCUGGAUCGAGUGGGCCUCGCACAAGAUGAACUCACGCGCGCUGCGUUCCCGCGGCAUGACGCCCGCCGUAAUCGACUACCUCAUGUGGUACCACUUCGGCAGGUGUCCCGAGGAGCGCAACCCGGACCUGGCUCAGAUGUACCGCACGUACUUCCGGCGGCACGUGAACCCCGGCAACCUGGCCAUGCUGGUGGAGAGCUACGCGCGGCGCAGCGACCUCGGCAUCGCACGCGACUCCGCCUCCAUCCGCGCGCCCGUGCUCAACCUCACGGCCGCGCUCUCGCCGCACGUCGACCAGACCGUCUCGUUCAACGCGCGCCUGCACCCAGCCAACUCCACCUGGAUGAAGAUAUCCGACUCCGCCAUGGUGCUGGAGGAGCAACCCGGCAAGAUCUCGGAAGCCUUCCGCCUGUUCCUGCAGGGUGAGGGCUACGCCGUGUUGGCUCUGCACAAACUAGCAUCGACCGUGAGUAGGCCCGCCUCGGUCGCCUCUAUCGCCUCUAUCUCAGCCACGGAAUAGCCGGUAUUUUGUUGUGAGCCUUGUAGACAAAUGGCGCCACUGUCGCCGACGAAGAUCGUCGCGUUCCGGCGACUGUCCGACGCGGGCCGGCGCCGCGCCUGCCGCCACUCGCCCGUCAUCCGCAUCACCGAGAAUCCCAUCUCCGAGGCGGUCGUCUGCUAAGCUGCCGCCCGACCUCCGCCACCGCCCCGCCCCGCCCCGCACCCGCACCCGCACCGCGCACCGCUCGGCUCGCGCGCGCUCACAACACGUUUCUUGCACAUCGUUUUGUUCGUUCAAGCGUUCGUUCGAAAGCGUUUAAUUUCCAAAUCUCAACAAGCAUAUCUGAUUUUCGUCAAUUAAUAAUUUUUGAUCGAUUUAUAUUUUGGAUUAAGGUUGAGUUUACUCGUUCGGAUUAGAUUUAGGCGACUCGCUUGCGGCUCGAGUAGCGAUACGUAUAGGAGCUUUAAUUAUUUAUUUUAAUUUAAUUUAGUUAAGUAGGAAUACCGCAUUCCCGUCGAAGUGUUAUGGAGGUCGGUAGAGGUGAACGGUAAGGUCCGCUGCUGGAACGUAUAAUUGUAAGUGUACAUAUGUCGGAGGGACAACAGCUUAGGUUAGGAAGGACGAGAGUGACGCCGGAGGGCCGGCAGGCAGUGGGCGAGCGGCUCGGGUCGACGCGCCGUUCUAUAUCACUACGGUAACUUUUGAGACCAUUUUACUACAAUCACGAUUAAUCUAUACAUUAACGUCGACUGCUCGUAUACGACAUACGGAGUGCGCAGGCGGACACGACGACUCUCGCGCCGCGGGCCGGCGUCUGUGUCUGUGCUGUGCUGUGUAAGACCAAGACAUUUUUGACGAUUCAUUGUUCGAAAUAUUGUUAUAGUUCGCAGAUUUUUUUACAAGUAAUAAUUUAUCAGGUGUCAGGAGCGCGUUUCGUGGUCCGAUGUUCAAUACCGAGGCCAGCGUCCGUCGGAUCAGCAUUCGUUAUUAGUGGAGCGUGUUUCCCGAGGCGGACACGUGUAGUUGUGCGCACUCGCUUCGAGCAACCGAGAGUGCGACUUAGUGGGAGCCGUUGGUUCCUCUCGUAGCUAUUCCGUAGCUAUUCCGUAGCUAUUCCGUAGCUAUUCCGUAGCUAGUCCGAGUAGUGUUAUCGCCGAGUGACGCGAAGCGACGCGCGUUCGCGAACUACUUUCCCGGCAAUUCUUGAAGCUUCGUAGAAGUACACUUAUAUAAAUAUUAUAAAUUAAUUUUUAGAAUCUCAAUUUCCUAAGCUGUUUUGUUUUUAUAUAUUAUGUUAACUUGUGUGACUUUAUUAUGAAUACAAUAAAAUGUGAUUUUAUAAU
Molecule: messenger RNA, 2932 nt
Organism: Vanessa tameamea
Lineage: Eukaryota; Metazoa; Arthropoda; Insecta; Lepidoptera; Nymphalidae
Gene: MESK2
Product: protein NDRG3
Exons: 11
Coding region: 330-1607 (425 amino acids)
Biological process (GO): signal transduction
Cellular component (GO): cytoplasm
Source: RefSeq, a predicted model, not a curated record